This is a messenger RNA of Parnassius apollo (apollo), 20052 nucleotides long. The record is from the annotation of a GenBank genome assembly. NCBI's taxonomy places the organism in Eukaryota, Metazoa, Arthropoda, Insecta, Lepidoptera, Papilionidae.
AUGGAGCCCCCAUCGUACCCUGUAAGCGGCCUCCAGACAGUCAGGGUAGCCCCCGGCAGUGACGCCGACCUUAUACUUCCGUUGCCCAAUGGCACACCACCCUUCCACUUCGAAUGGAGUCGUGCGGGAGCGUCCUUGGAUGACCGCUUCACUACAUCAGAGGACGCAAGCGGCAUCCGCUUGACCGUCUCCGCUGCUCAGACUGGUGACAGCGGCAUAUACACGCUGCAAGCCAGCAAUGCUGCCGGGAAGGACUCACACCGCUUGCGACUGGAAGUGUCUGCGGAGGAGACGCCAAGUGGCGAUGAUCCACCGACGUUUCUGCGGCGCUUGCAGGACCUCACUGUUAAAGUUGGCACUCGGACACGUUUCCUGGUUGAAAUCGUUAGUUCUACAGAGUGCAAGGUGACAUGGUAUCGCAAUGAGCGUCGGCUGAUGGAGGCCGAGCGAGUGGCGUUGGUAAGGGAUGGAAAUUUCUGGUGUGCAGAUGUUGCCACUGUGAGUGUCGAUGAUGCAGGACGAUGGACCUGCACUGCUGAGAACGCCGGUGGUAGGGCCAGUUGCUCCGCUCACCUCAAUGUCCUUGUACCAAAAGCGUACAAGCGUCCGGAGUUUGUCGAGGAGCUUCGUGCAUUACUCACAGAGCAAGGAACAGUAUCAUUGGAAUGCAAGGUGGUGGGGGUUCCAACGCCUGUUCUGCGUUGGUUUAAGGAUAGCCGCGAGAUUAAAGCUGGUGACGUGUUCGCCUUGACGGCUAAUGCGGAAGAUCCGACGUCGCUCGGCACUUACACGUGUGAAGCCGUCAAUUGCAUGGGUAGAGCCUAUUCCUCGUCUAAGGUACACGUUAUUGGCCGCGGCAGCAAGGAUGGAACCCUACGAUCAAGCUCGGGGGGAGUGUCUCCAGAGCCGCCUCCGAUAUUUACGAAAGAGUUACAGGACCAAUUUGUGAAAAUUUGCGAGCCCCUGACAAUGAGUUGCCACAUCGUGGUGCCGCCAUGGCCACGUAGUGUAGUGUGGUACAAUAAAGAAGGAAAAAUUGAACCAAGUGAAAGAUAUCAUGUGAUAGAGGAUGGUGUUGGGGGAUAUUUAUUAGAAGUACCCUCUGCAGAGUGGCCGGAUGAAGGCGAGUGGAAAUGUGUCGCAACUAGUACGGGGGGCCGCGUCGGUAUAUCCACCUGCUACGUCACUAUGGACGUACCAAAGAACUUUCGAAAACCUCGUUUUAUGGAGAAUUUACAGGCCGUGCUCACGGAAGAAGGACUUGUGUCAUUUGAAUGCAAGGUUGUUGGUUUUCCUACUCCAGUUUUAAGCUGGUUUAAAGACGGUCAAGAAUUAAAGCCAGGAGAUGUAUAUCAGUUGACUGGUACAAACUCCUUGGGUUCUUAUUGUUGCAUAGCCAGAAAUUGUAUGGGACAAGCGAACAGUUCGGCGGAACUUACGGUGGAAGAUAUUCAGAAUCAACUUAACGAAGAAGAAAAGCUUCAGUUAUUCUCGAAAAAUCAAGCACCGAAGUUUCUCCAGGGGUUAAAGAGUGUUGAAGCGAAAAUCGACGAACCAUUCCGUUUUACUGUUAAAGUUGCUAUUCCACCUGAACCAUCAGUACUCUGGUACAGAGAUGACCAACCGGUAGAUGAUUCUAAGCGCUGUUAUCUUGGCAAAGAAGAACGUGGAAUAUUCUACCUUGACAUUCAAACUCUGGAAUUUUUGGAUCAGGCUGAAUGGAAGUGUGUUGCUAUGAAUGACUUUGGACACAGUGUUACAUCAUGCUUUUUAAAGCUGAUUAUACCUCGGCAUUACAAGAAACCCCGUUUUUUGGAAAAUUUACAGGCCAUUUUAUCUGACGAAGGGGCUGUUAACUUAGAAUGUAAAGUCAUAGGAGUGCCUCAACCGGUUUUAAAAUGGUAUAAAGAUGGAGAAGAACUUAAGCCAGGCGAUAUUCAUAGAAUUAUAUCUGGUCAAGAUGGUACGUGUUGUCUUGGAACUUACACAUGUGAAGCGCAAAACUGUAUGGGUAUUGCAGCAAGUUCAGCUUCACUGUUAGGAUUUGACGAUUCUAUGAAGAUGAAAGGAAAGAAAAAAACUGACGAACAACCUUUACAAAGAAAUCUUUCUCUCAGUACUAUUCACGAAGAACGAACAUCUCAAAUGUAUGAUACACCAGUAGGAGAUAUAACUUUAGACGACAAAGGAGAAAUUUCAUUUUCUUUUGAUGGAAAGGAGGUGUCUGUGUCACUCUAUGAGACUCCUGAUUUAACAGAAGAAGAAGCACUACAAAUUGUUGAAAUGUAUGCCGAUCAACUUUCUGAAAAUAUAACGGAGCAUAACGUUGUUGAGCUUCCUCCACUAAGGUUCGUAAAAGAAACGUCUACCUCUGGUAAUUUGUUAAUGGAGGCAAUAAUUAUAGAUGUUUCUCCUGAAUAUUUUACAACUCCUGAAGAAGAUCUUAGAACUGAAGCGGAUAUUGAAGAUAUUUCUAUAGCUGAUGAAAACGGCCCCCCUCAACUAUCUUUAGAUCACGAACUUAAUGAAGAGGGCAAUUUAGAAAAAAGGAAUGUAUUAGUAUCAGAUGAACAAGUUGAUGAUCAUCAACAUUUGAGUAGGAAAAAAUCUGAUUCACAAAGAAGUGGUGAUUACUUUAGUUUUUCCCAUGAUCACUCGCUCUCAGAUGAAAAAAGAGACGAUGAUACCCAACUAUUAUCUGAAAGUGACCUACAGAGUUUUGCAAGUGCCCAUAGUUCUGAAAAACCAAAAUCAUUUAAACCAUCUCCAGAUGAGGGCCCUGAAUCAUCAGAGGUUACUAAGACCACUAUAUACAAGGGUGAAAUUGGAAAAAAUUACACAGAUCAGGAAUCACGUAAAUUGAAACGUGAAAGAAGAAGCAGCUGUAGUUCUAAAACAUCUAGUUCAGGGAGUGAAAUAUCACAUACAAAGUCAAAAGGACAGUUUUUACAAAAAUGCGAGAGUGUAAGCCAAUCAUUAUCCCGACACAAGGACUUCGAAGAAAAAGUAAUCGCUAUAAAAUCAACUUUAGGUAUUAUCAAGAAUGAUUUACAAAUUUUAGAAAAAGAUAUUAUUUUAAAAUCUGAGUUAAUGUCUUCAGUUGCUACAGCAUCAAAAAGCUUAGAAAUUAUAAAUAGUUUGUUGACUCCUCUAUCUGAAAUACACACUUUAACCGAAGCAGCCAUUGAAUCAAUAAAUGAAAUUAAUAAUGAGAAUAAUAAUAUCUUUAAAACUAUGCCAGAAUCAUUAAGAUCGCUUCAACAAUCUCUUACAGUAAUAGAAAAAUGUAUCGACAUUGAAAGUGAAAAUAAAACCCUUGUAAAGAAGACUUGCAUAUCGUUAAUGGAAAAAUGUGGGGACCAAAUGCAAAAUUUAAUGUCAAAAAUUACAUCUGUUACCUCUAAUAACUGUUUUAAAAUGGAGGACAAAACGUUGUGUGACAUACAAUCUCUAACAUAUGAAAUAAAUAAUAUCCUUAAUUUUACAGCUGAUACUAUUAAAACUAGGAAGUUACUAAUCGAAGCAAGUGAAUUGCGUGUUGAUGAAUUAUCCAGUGAUGUUAAACAUUUAAAGGAUACUCAAAAAGGUAUAUAUGAAUUAAAAAGACCUGUCAUGUCACUACUUAACAUUGUAGAAAAUGCGGAGAAGUGUGAAACAGGUAUUUUGACGGUAAACAGUAGUUCUGUUAUCCUUGCUGAUAUGUCUGCGUCAAUUCAAGAUUUGCAAUCGGCGCUAGAACAAAUAGAAUCUUUAUCAAUAAAGGAAUCAGCAACAGUAAUUACAAAAUACAACACGGAAAUAAUAGAUGCUGUUAUGAAUUCUGUACUAAAAUUAAGAAGUUCUUUUGAACAUCUUUCGCUGGAAAGUAAAAAUAUUGAUGAUAGUCUUAUGUUAAAGCAAAAUCUAACUUUAGUAAAAAGUAAUCUCAAUGACAUUUUUUCGCAAUUAAAGCUGAUUGAAAAUAAUAUUGGGUGUUUUGAUAUAUUGCAAAGUGAAAAUAAGUUAGAAGCACUACAAAAAAUGGCUCAGGUUUUAAUUGCAUUGGAGAAUAAUUUACCUAGACUAGAAGUAAUCCCUAAUUUAAAAGUUUCCAUGAAUUUAUUUCACAAACAAUUGACAAGGAUAUUGGAAAACGUUAUUGAAAGUAACGACGCAGAAAAGUAUUUUGUCCUUAUGGAAAUAUGGGACGCACUUAAGAGGGUUAAUAGUUCAAUAUAUGACAUAGACUCUCAAAGCGAAUUAUGUUUAGCUAGUAUGAGUAACUCACUGAAAAUAAUAAAAGACUGUGUAGAUAGAAAUCUUUUUGAAUCGGAACUAAACAAGUCUAUAAUUACUAAUAUGUCUGAUAUUCUCAUUUGUAUUCAAGAAGUGUUAAACCAAGCUGAAAAUGAAAGUUUAAAUAUUAAAUCUGAAUAUAUUCAACAAGCAUCUGAACGUGAGUUUGAUAAAAUGAAAGCUGAUAUUGUGAUGGAACAAAUUGAUAAAACUCUAGCAGCUAUUGCCGUGGUUACAUCUCAUCAUGCUUUGGAAGAACAAGGGCCACUUUUGCCUGUUAUAGAAAGUAUUUGUCCACUUUUAGAAGAACUUAAACACAGUGUGGCUUGUGUAGGACUAAGUGGAAUUGAACGCGAAGAACAUAUUUCAGAGAUUACUGAAAAUUCUUCUCAAGCAACGGAAACCUUAGCGAAACCUCUUUGCGAACUAAAUCGACAUAUUUCAAUUCUCAAUGAAAUUAUAUUAGAAAAUCCUGAAAGUUUUUCUGAAAGUAUUCAGCAAAUUUCCGCAUUUGCUCAGCCACUUAACGAAUUAUAUAAAUCUCUAGAAACAUUGCAACACAAUACUAUUUCGCAAAUUGGGUAUGAUUUGUCACCUUAUGACUUAAAUAAAAACGUUGCAAAUGCAGUUCAAAAUUUAUAUAAUACAACGCUGAUGAUACAUGAAAAUAUUGGGAUGGAAGCUGUUGAUGAAAUAUCAACUCUUGAAGAUAUUUCGGGUAUAAAAACUAUGGCAGAAACUAAUCUUUCUGAUGUUCUCUUAUUACCAAUUGUAAAUAAAACUAAGGUUCAACAAUCCUUAGAAUUCAUGGAUAAAUUCAAGACGUCUGCUGCUGCUCAAGCGUUGCACAUACUUAAUAAACACAUUAUAAAAAUUCAAAAUCAUGAGGUAAUGAAUACACUGGAAGCUCUGUCGAAAAAAAGCCAAUAUUCUAAUUUGAGGUCAUUUGUGGAGGGCUUAUCGAAUUUGCACGCUAAGAUUCAAGAAAAUUUAAGUCCUAUAGAAAUAAAUGUUUCACAAGACUUUAUAAAUAAUACAAAUACCUCCACGUUAGUCCCCAUAGCAGAACUUAUGCUUGAGCUUCAACAGUGUUUAUCUUUAGUAGAUACUAGUAACAUUCCAAUUUUUGAGGAUAUUUUAGAUAUUUCACCAGACACAAUACAUUCCGUUUUUCAAGGCAUAACCGAAUUUAAAACCCAUUUAGAAGCAAGUAUUCAAAUUUUACUUCCUGCUUUGGAAAUUGCAGAUAAGACAGUAAACAUAUCUUAUCACAUUGAAACACUAAAGGAGUCAUGUGUACUAUUAAGUGAUCUAUUAAUAUCUGCUAAAAUUAACUCUAAUACUAGUCUCAUUGCCAAAAAUAUAGAGUCCUUAGAAGUGGACCUUGUAAAUUUUUUGCAUUCUUUUGAUAUUUUAAAAGGGAUUAAUGUUAAAAAUAUUAAGACUAUUGUUGAAGAUAUUUAUGAAAAUCUUUUGAUCAUUCAAGAAGAAAUCGUACCACUUAUAUCAUCGGAAACAAAAGAACCGGAAAAAUUUCUAUUAAUACAAACAUUAAAUGACAUCGAAGCAAACAUCGUUAUCUUAGAACAAUUUAAUUUUGUUGAACUUUCAGAAUCUUUAGAGUGCCGUUAUAGUACUCCUUUUAAUGUAAUUGAAUUAAAAUUGGAACCACUUUAUCAAGUGGAAGAUAUUGUUGUUAGUACUACAGAUGUUUUAGAAAAUUUAGAAAAUAAAGGAAAAAGAGAUCAUUUAGUUGAAGUUGAAAAAUUUAUCAGAACGUGCAAAAGUGAAUUUAUCAUCCUGCGAUCCUUGAUAACAAAACAACUUACGUUCAAACGAAUUAUGAGAAUAUAUCAAAAAAUAUAUUUUCUACGUAAUGCUAUUACUGCUUUUGAUGCAAAUGUGUCGAAAUUUAAUUUAUCAUAUGAAACAAAAAGCUCUUUAUUAAAUUUUAUAUCAAAAGCUAAUACAUGUUUGAAUAGUGCACAAAUUUCUCUUAAUAAAAUCUUUGAAUUUCAUACUGAUAUAAUUUAUACAACACCUUUGGCAAUUCUUUCUGAUAACUCAAAAUAUCUAAGCAAUACAUCAGAAAAAAAUAUAUCAUCCGAAUUAGCUGACAUUAUAAAAACAUUUUUAAAGGUUGCAGAGAUUGUAUUACCAACGAUAGAAAAUGUACGUAUUAACGUUAUUAACGAAUUAAGUAAUUUUACUGAAACGGAUGCAAAUGAAAAAGAAAUUUUAGAUGAGUGGGAUAAAUUUGUUAAAUUAACUGAACAAACAUCUUUAACUAAAUCAUUAGGUAUAGAAUACAAUCAAAAAUUAGAAAAUAUGCUUUGUUGUAUACAGCAGUAUAAUUAUAUAAAGGAUGCGCCUGGGUCUGGAAAACAACUAAUUUUACUUAUGUGUAUGGCGGAAUGUUCGCAAAUGUUAAAACAAAUGAAGGAACUAAAAGCGCAUGACUUUAGUAGAAAAACUCCACUCAAUGAAAUCUUAACAAGAAUGAUAAUUUCGCUUAAAGCUUUUAAUAAGCAAAUGGGAGAUUCUGAAAAAAGUAGUAUUUUGGAAAUUAAUAUAAUAAAUUCCAUGAACUUAGAAUCUACAGAACCUUCCUUUGAAACUUUGAAUGUAAUCUGUGAAGAUUUAAAACAUGAAAUACAAAUAGAAGCAUUUGCAGUAACUGAGGUAGAUAAAAGUUUAAUGUCUGAAAUAUGUAAAGAAAUAGAGUUAAUUCAAAACAAUUUGCAAUCUUUAGAUGAAAAGAGAGUAAAAGAUAUGAUAAAGACUUUAAAUACAAUAGGAAAGUCGCUUAAUAUCAUUUUGUCUUCGGAGAAAGAAGAAAAUGACAAAUAUAUUUUAAAAGCUAACUUCGAAAAGCUUUUGAAUCACCUUGUUCAGUAUAUUGAUUUAAUUGAAAAUUUACAAAAAAUACCUGAAGUAAUCAAGAUUGAUAACUUAGUACCGUCUAUGAAUUUAGCAAAAGAAUUACGUACGACAUUCGUGAAAAGUAUCAGUAUUAGUGAAAAAGUAAACGAUGUAAAUAGUUUAAAUGAUAUGGUUAAAAAUGCAGAUAAGCAAAUACACAGUUUACAAGAAUCAUUGUCUAUGCUUCAGGUUCAAUUGCUUGAACACUGUAGUAAUGCUACGUUAAAUUUUGAAAAAGAUGAUUUUCAGCACGCUAUGGAAGUGGUUUCGGAUCUACAGAAAGAUUUGUUAGUUAUAUCAGCGGGACAAACUAUUAUAAACAUCUCUAAUAAUGGUAUCGAUAAUAACGAGUUAAAUAAAGACACUGCUAUUAUAGAUAAUCUUCAAGCUAGAUUGUUUAAUGAUAAAGCAAUAAAAGACAAAGAAAUAUCUCCAAUAUUGGAGGGUGCUGUAGAUGAAAAGUUUAAAAAUGAGUUUAAACUAUUAGUAUAUAAAGACAGUGAAGUCCAACCUAAAAUGAACAACGUACAAAGAGAUGAAAUCAACUUAGGUACUCAAUUUGAUAACGGAAAUACUAAUACAGAAUAUUUACAGGAAUGUGAAAUCUUAAGCGAUAAGACUCAUACACAAGCUAGCGAAACUGUUAUAACUAAUUUAGAUAAAAAAGAAAAUGUAGAUACGUCAGAGAAGAAUACUGCAAAUGUGGCAAUAAUUUUGGGUGAAUUAGUUAAUCACCUUGAAGAAUUUGCUUCUUGCAGCGAUGUAGUUAGUCGAUUAGUUUUAUUGACAAACAUCACUCAUCUGGAAGAUUGUAUGAAAACAGCAAAGGCCUUAAAGGAGAAAAUUACUGAGUCGCUGUUAAGUCCAGAAAACACAGUUAGAAAUUUUUUUCAAAAAGGAUAUAUUGAUAAAAACUAUGCAAGUUUGCCUCAAGACUUUUAUGAAACCCUUAAAUUUUUGCAAAAACAAAUGCAUAAUAAGACAAAAGAACUCUCAGUUGAGUUUGGUGAUGUUAGUCUGCAACGUAUGAAUAAUGUCUUAACUAACCUAGUCUUGAAAAUACACGCUGUAUUUAUUUCUGAAAAAACCAACUUUGAAGAACUAAAUAACAACAGGAACUUCAAUAUUACAACAGCAUCGGAGUUUGUAGUAGAGACCUUUGCAAAAAAUAUUGAUGAGAAAUUAUAUUCUGAAAAAUCCGUGUAUGACUCUAAAACAUCCCAAGAAACUGACAUUAUAUCAUCGAAUGCCUCUCAACAAGGGCUUUCGACAAAAGAAAUAUCAGAUAACAUGGAAAAAAAUUGUCUUAAAUAUAUUUCAAAACUGCCAAUUUGUUCUGAAGUAUUAGAACAAAUGGAAUCAACACAAGAGAACUUACAGCAACUUCAAGUUGAGUUGACCCAAAUAGUUGCUACGAGCACUGUUUGUAAUGAGGAAAACGAUUUAAUUGUAACUAAAAAUCUUGAUUCCAUUUUCUUUUACGAGGAUACCUUAGACCAGAGUUUCAAUGAUAACAAUAAAAAAAGUCUACCAUCUUCUACCGAUAUUAAACAAAAAGAUUCUUUAUAUAGAUUAAAAUCUUUACUCCAAGAAGUUUGCAAUAAAAUUGAUAUCUUAGCUACUGUUGAGACUGCUGAUGAUAUUGAAAUUCUUCAGAAUACAUUGGAUGAGAUUCAAGCGGUAAUUAUUGAAUUAAAAUGCGAUUACGAUGGAUCUGUAAGUGACGCUUUUAAUGAAACUCUUGAAGACUUAGAGUGUAGUGUGAGGAGUGUUCAACUCCAAAUACACGAAGGUAGUCCACCAGAACUGCUUAAGGAAGCUUGUGCAGCACUGCAGUUGUUGGUAACUAACAUGUGUGGACUCCAAGAACUUCAUCUAUCUCACAAUAUGUCUACUGAAAUAAAAUUAGAUAACAUUCUUCAAACGUGCUCUAAUGAUACUGCAGCCAUCGUUACUUUGUUAGAUGCAACAUUAGAGUUGAAGACAAGUGGUCCGAGUGAAUUUAGUAUUUUUAUUGCUGAUCUAAAUACAUUAAAAUGCUUAAUAAAAACAUUAAAAUCUAAUUUUGAUCAAAAAAUGGAAACAUUAAUAGAAAUGGGAAUUGAAAUAAAUCAAAACCUUGAUCUUGUCGAGGAUCGAGUAUUCACAUUAGAAAAAGAUGUUGAUUUAAACAAAAACUUAAGUUCUAAUGAUAGGGAUACAAUUAUCACUGUUAUUCAUUCUGUUUAUGGUAGUAUCUCAAAUAUGAGGGGUGCAAUAACAAGUGUACAAAAGCAAUAUAUGUUUGAAAAUUAUGGGAAACCCUCAACACUUUUUUUAAAUGCUUUGAAGAAUAUUGCCUUAAUUGUUCAAACCACCGGUGAAAGUAACUGGAAAAAAAUAGCAAAAUCUUUACGAAAAGUGUUAAACCACUUCGAAGACAUCAAAUUUUACAUUAAUUUCGACAAAACUGCAAGGCUUCCUAGUGAUGCUGCAUUUACAAAGAUUAUUCUUUUUGACCUUAAAUCUGUAAUUACUGAAGUUAUUUUAGCAAAUGAAACUCAAUUGAGUCCAGAAAUUAUUGCUAUCGCUAAAAAUACUGCUGUUUGUUUAGAAUCGAGAUUACUUGAUAUAGAAAAUCAAUCACAUUUGGAAGUUAAAGAGAAAAUACCUAUAUUUCAAUCUAUAGCAUAUCAGUUACAUUUAUUGACAGAAUCUAUCAAAGAUUAUUUAAUCGUCAAUACAUCUAGUCAAGACAAGGAAGGAAAAACAUUAAAUAAAAAUAAAACAAUUACAAAAAAGAGGGAUAUUAACAUAUUAGAUCAAGAUGUACCAAACACAGAAACAACAAAUACAGAUUUAUCUGAACAGUCUACUAUCGCUGAUCCUUUAAAAACAAAAUCUUUAGAGGAAAAUAAAGAAGAAUACUAUGAAUGUGAUACGAAAAAUUUAAGUGAUUUAUGGAAUUCUGAAGCAGAAACAAUUAAAUCUAAGAUAAAUGUACUAGAAAAUGAAAGCAAUAAAAGCCAAAACUAUAGUGAAAUUAAUAAUGAAAAUAGUAUAAAACUUGAUACUUGCCUAGUAAAUGAUUCCCACGAGAAUACUAAAAUGUAUUUUGGAAAACUAGACACAAGUAUACCAAACUUUGCUUUAGAGAUUGUUCCUGAAUCUGUCAUGUCGGAAAAUAUAUUAGAACAAUCACUUUUAAAAAUAGAAGAACCGAAACCGCUGGAGGCUUCUCCAUUGCAUGUUGUAGAAACUCGUGUUUUAUACGAAGCUCAAACUGCUGUGGCUGUGUCAGAUCAAUUAAUUGAGUUUGAUCAAAAGGCAGAAGCCCCAUAUGAAUCUGAUAAGCUAGAAAUUUGUGCUAAUAAAAAAAAUCAAUUAUCAACAUGCAAUGAAAAUGAAUUUACACAAAAUUCUGACACUGUUACUGAUCUUGUAAAUAAUCAAAGCUAUAAGGAGAAAAUGGAAAUGAUGGAUAGUAAGCGAAUUAUACAACAAGAAUAUAUACCUUCUGAUAACACUCAAGUAUCUGUAACAAUAGAAGUACCGUGUAAUAAACUGGCAGAAUCUAAAGAAAUUUUAGAAAAUAAUAUUAGGGAAAGUGCUUUGACAUUACAAUCACAAACAAGUUUAAUUACUCAAGACAAUGAUAAAAUUGAAAACAAUGAGAACUUUGAAGAGGACAAGGAGAAAAAAGAUUUGGAUCAAUUAGGUAAUGAUUUGGUAAGUGAAAAUGAACGAGUACAAUUAAAUAAAAGUGAGCCCCAAAUCACUUUUAAUGAAUAUCAAAAAAGAAAAUCAAGCGAUGGUCAAGAUAUUUUAGAAAAAGAAGAGAAAGAAAUACAAGUAAAAGAAAUGAAAUCGGAAGAAAGAAAUUUAGAGUUAGAACUAAACAAAGGAGAUAAACAAAUUUCUGAAGAGUGUGAUACUAUGAUGCAUAGUGAAAUUAAUGCAAAUGUAAUGCAAACAAUUGACGUCUUAACAAAUGAUAUAAAAAUAGAUUCGAAAAGUAGUGAAUCAAUGAAUCCAUCUCAAGAUACGAUUGAUCAAGAAAAACCAGACGAAGGAGACCGAAAUGUCUUUAGAAAAUCAAAAGAAAACAAAAAACUAAAGAUGGUGAUGGAAGUGAAACCAGAAUCAAUAAAACAGUUAGCUAAGCAAUCACAGGAUUCUUCAGAAAUUAAUAAUUUUGUGCAAGAGCAAGACAAAGUAAUUACUGAAAUAACGGUGGACAAUCAUAAAAGUGUGCAUGUUCACAUUGACAAAAAUGAUGAUCUUACGUCAAAUGACAUACAGUCUAGCGAUCUAUGCCAAGGCAUACUUAAUCGUGAACGAGGUAAAAUACAAACAAAUGAAAAUAAUCAAAAUGUUUUGAAUAUCCCUGAAAAACAUGAAUCUUUACAAGAGAAAGAAAUUAAAUCUGAUGUGAAGAUACAAGAAACAAAACAGUCACAAUCCACUAUAGAAACUAAUAGUAAUAUAGAAGAACAAAAUAAAGUACAUAUCACUAUAGACGUUGAUACUAUAAAGCAAGUUGAAAUUAAUAAAAAUGACUUGCAAUCAAUAAAUGACUUAGCCACAAAUCAAGCAAUAAUGCAGUUGGAAAUAAGUCAAUCAAUCCAAUCACCGAAGGAUGAUGAUGAAACUAUUAUAGAUAAAGUAACCGAUAAAGUAGUAAAAGAAGAAAAACAAAACAAAGUAUGUGAAACAAAAAUAUUAGUAACAGAUCAACUACAAGACGCUGUUGAAUUCAAUAUUAAUUUAAAAGAACAAAAUAAGGAAAAUUUUGAUGUAACUUUAGACAGUGAUACCAGUAAAGACAUUGAAAUAAAUAAAAGUAAAUUACAAACAAAUAAUGGCAUAGGUAUAAGUGAAACAAUCAUACAAGUAAAAAGAGAUAAAUCAAACGAUCGACCAGUUGAUACGAUGGAUAAAAAACAAAAUAAAAUAAUUGUGAAAGAUGACGCUGAAAUAAUUUUAGAUAAAUCAAAAAUAAUCGAGGGUAAAUUCAAAGAAAAAGAAAUAGAACAUGAAACAAGAAUGCAAAUAACAGGUCAGUCACAACUCGCUAUAGAAACCAGUAAUAUAGAAGAACAAUACAAAGUAAAUCCCGUAAUCACUAUAGACAGUGAAACUGUAAAGCAUAUUGAAAUUAAUAAAAAUGCCAUGCAAUCAAUAAAUGAAUUAGCUACGAAUGGAUCAAAAAUGCCGUUGGAAAGAAGUCAGUCGAUCGAACCAUGUGAAGAUAAGGUUAAACAAGAACUAUAUAAAAGAAAGUCAAAAGAUGAUGGUGAAGUUAUUUUAGAUAAAUCAAUAGUAAUCGAGAAAGUAGUAAAAGAAGAAGACAAAGUAUAUGAUACUAGAAUACUAGUACUAGAGCAACCACAAGACACUGUUGAAAUCGUUAGUAAUUUAAUAGAACCAAAUAACGAAAAUAUCGAUGUAACUGUAGACAGUGAUACCAUUAAGGACAUUGAAAUAAAUGAAAGUGAAUCACAACCAAAUUAUAGCAUAAGGAUAAGUGAAGAAAUCAUACAAGUAAAAAGAGAUCAAUCACACAAUCUACAAAAUGACACGAUGGAUAAAAAACAAGAUAAAAGAAUGUUGGAAGACGAUGUUGACAUUGUUUUAGAUAAAUCAAAAUUAAUCGAGGAAAAAAUCAUAGAAAAAGAAAUAGAAGAAGAAAGUAAAUUACAAGUAACAGGGCAGCCACAAGUUACUAUAGAAACGGAUAGUAAUAUAGAAGAACAAAAAAAAGUAAAUACCGAAAUCACUAUAGACAGUGAAACUGUAAAGCAUAUUGAAAUUAAUAAAAAUGCCACGCAAUCAAUAAAUGAAUUAGCCACGAAUGAAGCAAAAAUGCCGUUGGCAAGAAGUCAGUCGAUCGAACCAUGUGAAGAUAAGAUUAAACAAGAACUAGAUAAAACAAAGUCGAAAAAUGAUGAUGAAACUAUUUUAGAUAAGUCAAUAGUAAUCGAGAAAGUAAUAAAAGAAGAAGACAAAGUAUAUGAAACAAAAGUACUAGUACCAGAGCAACUACAAGAAACUUUUGAAAUCAAUAGUAGUAUAAUGGAACAGAAUAAGGAAAACAUCGAUAUCACUUUAAAUAGUGAUACCAUUAGGCACGUCGAAAUAAAUAAAUGUGAAUCACAAACAAAUAAUGCCAUUGCAAUAAGUUCAGAGAUAAUGCAAGUAAAAAGAAAUCAAACAAACGAUCUACCAACCGAUAUGAUGGAUCAAAGACAAGAUAAAAGAAUGUUGAAAGAUGACGAUGAAAUUGCUUUAGAUAAAUCAAAAGGAAUUGCGGAAAAUUUCAAAGAAAAAGAAAAUGAAACAAAAAUACAAGCAAUAGGUAAGUCUCAAAUCACAAUAGAAACUGACAAUAAUAUAAUAGAAAAAAAUAAAGAAAGUACCAAUCUCACCGAAGACGGUGACACCCUCAAGUAUCUUGAAGUUAAUAGAAAUGAAGUGCAAUCACAGAAUGACUUGGCAACAAGUGAGUCAAUAAUGCAAUCAAAAGUAAUUCAAUCAAUUGACCUAUCACAAGGCAUGAUUGAUCAAGAACAAGAUAUACAAGAUGACAAUAUGACAAGAAAAGUAAAGGAAGAUGAAUAUUUUAAUGAUAAAGGAAUUGAGGAGAAAUCAAAAGAAAAGGUAAUAGAACAGAAAACAGUAAAUGGACCAAUAGAACAUCCACAGGAUAUUGUAGUAAUUAAUAAUAAAACGUUGGACCAAAAUAUCGAAAAUGUUGGAAUCUUGAAUGUUGAAACUAAUAAAAAUGUUGAGCUAUUGAUUGAUCUAAGUGACCUAAAAACAUGUGAAAGUAUACAAUUGAAAGAAAGCCAGUCGAGCACAGCUGUUUCCAGCGAGAAUGAUAUUUAUAAUUGGACUAACGAAAAGGAAAAAACUGAAAAUAUUUUGAAAAAUGAGAUUGAAGAAGAUACGAUAAAUAAAAGCUAUAUUAGUGAAGAAAUGGAUAGUCAUAAACUACUUGUGAAAAAAGAAGAAACUGAAAUGCUUAGUAAAUUGAAAAAUUCAAUUCUAAGCGUCAACACGACACUACAUCAAAAAGAAAUAGAAAAAGAGAGUACUAACAUAAAUCAACAAAAUGAUAAAAUCAAAACGAAUGACAAACAUACAGAUAAAGUUGUAACAAAUACUGAAAAGGAAAAAGAAAGUGAAGAUAAACUUCUUUUAGAGGAGAACGAAAUAACAAAUAAAUUUUUAAUAAACAAUACUUUAAAAUUAUCAAAACAGGAACAAAGGCAAGAUAAUAAUAAAGAAGUAAAUUAUAAUAAAAAAGAAAGAGAAGAAAUUACAAAGGAAGGACGUGAAUCUAAAGCUUUUGAAUCAAAUAACAUAAAAAGCGAUUUAGAAACAAUGAAUUUGCAAGAAGUCAAUAAAAUAGCUUCUGAAGGGCUAAUUAUCAACAAACAAAAAGAAAAGAGUGAUGAAGAAGACAAGAAAGAUUUCCAACAAAAUUGUUUAGAAAAACCAGUGAAAAUGAUUACAAAACAUAAAAACCAAAAUAUGAAUGAGAAAAAACAAGAUAUCUCAAAAUAUGAAACUGAAACAAAAAGUCAAGCAACUGGGCAGUCACAUAUCUUGGAUAUCUUAGAUCAAAGUAAAGAAAAUACACAGAUGUUAGAUGGUAAUAGUUUAAACAAAUCACAAGAAAAAAAGUGUGAUACUAUGGAAUUAACGAAUAAUGUUAGCAUUAAAGAGGUCAGUAUAUUGGAAAAAGAAUUAAUGAAAGAUACAAUUUUGGUAAAAGAAUUAGAAAAUAAAAAGAGUUAUUUUGAUUCUGUGGGAAGUGAAGAAACCUAUUUAAAUUUACAAAAUGAAGCAAUAUCGAACAUGGUACAAUCGAUACAGUUGCCUCAACAUGACUUGAACUUACAAGAGAUUGAUAAAAUUAAUGAAACCUUGGGUAUUAAAAAUACUUCACCUAAGUUUUUAACUAAUUUGGAUGAGCUAAAAGAAGUUCAAGAAUCUCCAGACCAAGAAACAAUUAAGAGUAAAUCAGUUAACAUAGAAAAUACUGAUUCAGAUAUAGAUUUUGAGGGAGGAUUUCAACGGGAUAAAAGUGGUGAUAAGACGCAACUGGAAGAUGCCACAAGCUUAUUUACAGAUAAUAAUAUAACAGAGCUCACUGAAAAACAUAUCGCAAAUGAUCAUGCAGAAAACUUUCGAAAAGUUUACGGCGCAGAGGAAAAGAAAUUAAAUAAAGCGUAUGAAGUUGCUACUGAAGAAAAACAAGGAAGCACAGAAAGGCAAAAUAGUAAGAUUGAAGUAUUGAAUAAUACAAUCAAAUCGAAAAAAUGUGAUAAGAUACAAAUUUUCGACAAAAAGCAAUCAUCGGAAGAAAAGGUAGAUCUUUCUGAGAAAAAAAUUAAAGAUCAACGUGAAAAAAAUGCAUUUCGUACUGAAACUAUUAAUGACUCGUCUUUAAAUGAGCCGAAGAUUAAACCAGAAAAUGUUGAAGAAGAAAUAAAUGAUCACAAGGAUUCCAUUAAAGAAUUGGAAAAACCUUUGAAUGAUCUAAUAAAUGUAAGCCAAAAUAAACAAACUGAAUUUAAUUUAGAUCAAUAUUCUCGGAGUAAUGAGUUCUUAAGUACCAUGGUAGAAUGCGAAUCAAAAGAAAAAAAAGUAUUGAUCGACCGUUCUAAGAGCGCUUCUGAACCGGUCUGCGAUUAUUCUAUGUCAGUAAUAAAUAUGGGACAGAUUCAGACAUUUUAUAAAGUUGAGACAAUUGCAUAUGAUUCGCAAUUACGAUCAUCAUUACCUCCGAGCUAUGAAAAUACCAAAAAUAAUGAGACUGCGGAAAGCAAUUCAAAAUAUAAUCAAAAGUCUAAAGCUCAAAGUGAAGCUCCAAGUAUUACCACCCAAAAGCGGCCUUUACGAGAUGUUAAAAGAAAACCUGUUUUUUCAACACACCUUACAGAUAGAACAGCAGUGGAAGGUUCUAGAGUUAAACUUACUUGCAGUGUUUUAGCUUCAUCGGAACCAAUCAUAUUAUGGUAUAAGAAUGGUGUACCGCUCAAUAAUAAAUUAAAAUAUAGAACUAAGUACAUAGAUGGAUUAAUAACAAUGGAAGUUCUUAAUGCAGUGCCAAGUGACUCUGCAGAAUAUAGAUGUACAGUAGAAACAGAAAAUGGAUCAGUUACUACUUGUGCAAACCUAAAGGUUUAUCCUAGUUUUGAAGCAUCUCCUAUACCACCUACGUUUACACGCUCAAUAAGAGAUACAUAUCAUUUAGCGGAAAAUGAAUUAAUCUUAGAAUGCAGAAUUAGAGGACAACCAUUACCUACUAUUACUUGGUUAAAAGACGAUAGACCUAUAUCUUUAUAUGAACGAUACCAAGCAUAUUAUUUAGCAGAUGGUGUUUGUAGAUUGGUUAUUAAUUCUCCCUGUCCCGAAGAUAGUGGGAAAUUCACAUGCAAAGCUGAAAAUUCAAUUUGGACUGACCAAAUAAGUCAUAUAGUAAAUUUUUCAGGCUUAAUGCAAUCGGGAUCUAAUUUAACGACAUGGGGAAAAUCUAGAAUUGAUCAUCAAGUUAUAGAAGGACGACGACCUCAUUUUACUAACGUUUUAACUGAUUACAAAGUGUCUAAGGGAGGAACGAUUGGAUUGCAAGUUGAAAUUAAGGGAUCUCCAACAAGAGUGGAAUGGUUACGUGAGGGACGUUCGAUAACUGAAAUUUACAGAAAUGCUGAGACAUUUGUUGACCAUGGUUUAUAUACAUUAGCAUUAUCUGAUGUAACUGAGAAAGAAUCUGGUGUCUAUACAUGCAGAGCGUGGAGUAAGAACGACAAAGUUGACAUGAAUGCUGCCAUAACAGUUGUCCAACCAAAUGAAAUUGAGGGCAAACCUGCGGUCAUUAUUGGCAGACCUCAAAAGGAUAUUGUCAUAUCGGUUGGUGCAGAUAUAAAUAUAUCUUUUCGAGUCAACGGCGAGCCCAAGCCAAAAGUGACUUUCAUGAAAGGUAUUCGUGACAUAACAAAUAGUCAACGUGUUUGUAAAAUGACGUCUGAUGAUUACGUCAAGUUCACCUUAAAAAGAUCUGUUGUUUCGGACGCUGGCACGUACUGUAUAUUUGCUAGAAACGCCUAUGGUUGUGAUAGGGCGUUUGUAACCGUUGCGGUGAGGCAGCGCGCUUCAUCUGAAAGUUUGAUAUCUGAUUGGACUUAUCCUACCGAUGAUUCAGCGAUGACGGUUGCUAAACAACGGUUUAAAUCUGUGCCUAACCGAAUCCCGGGAGAGCCGAGCGUAGUAGACGGUGGAAAUAACUGGGUAUCCCUUGCUUGGCCAAAGCCUGAUUCUCAAAGUGGGUCAUCUGUGAUAGCGUACAAAGUUGAGAGUUGGUUACUUGGUAAAGAAGGUGGGGCUCGUUGGACAGAACUUGGUGUAACACCGUUGAACUCCUUCGAUGUUUUCAACAUUAAGCAAGGAGAAGAGUACCAUUUUAGAGUAACUCCAAGAAAUAGGUACGGUUGGGGAGAAUCAGUGCAAACAACGUCACCAAUCGGCGUCGGUCUAGCUGGCGAUAGACCCGAGUUUGUUGAUAUUCUACCCGGACAGUUAAAAGUAUUGGUUGGCGAAACGGUAACUCUAAAGUGCAGUUUUAAAGGUAAACCGAUUCCGGAAAUUGUAUGGAUGAAGAAUGGACACGAAAUUGAUGAAGAAGACAGUCGGUUAAAGACUUCUUUAAAUGGAACUAACUGUUGCCUGACCAUUAACGAUGUUAGAAUAGAAGAUGAAGCAAGGUACAGUUGUGAGGCCACAAAUGUACAUGGAAGGUCAUCAACCUACGCGAGAAUUGCAGUUAUCACGGACCGACUUAUAUGGGAAGCAGAUGCUAAACUUAAGAGAGAGAGAUCAGCAGACGUCGAAAUAGGAGAAUAUCCUCCGCAGUUCACAAUGAGAUUACGUGAUCGUCGAGUUCAAGCCACGUAUCCAGUCCGGUUAACGUGUCAAGUUGUUGGAAGACCACCCCCUAUAGUUACCUGGUUUAAAGAUGGAGAGGAAGUGACGAAUGAUGCACGCCAUACGAAAUUCCAAGACGAGCUCUUCUACACAUUGGAAAUUGCGCCCACAAACCUUGAAGACGGAGGUGUGUACGAGGCGACGGCACGCAACAACAGUGGUGCUAUUAGCUGCCACUGCAACUUGGUAGUGGACAAAGGCAUUAGAGCUUACGUAGCGCCGGAGUUCUGUUGCGGUCUAGAACCACUUUAUGAAGUUUCUGUUGGUGACGAAUUGAGAAUAUCAGCUGUGGUGGAAGCGUAUCCUUCCGUUGGAGUGACUUGGUUCCGAGACGGAAUCCGGCUCCGACCCAGUCGGCGCGCGGUUAUGACACUGGAUCACGAUGGUCAGAUCGAAUUGGCGGUAGCGCCCAUCACCCAACGUGACGCCGGUAUUUAUACAUGCACUGCCUCCAAUGAAGUUGGGAAGGCAUCUACCUCGGGCAAGGUCGAAGUAUUGGGUAACAGCACAGAAGAGAGGAAUCAAACUAUUCCAACUGUGAUAUGUCCUAAUGUUCCAUAUUCAAAGGAACCGAUGUUUACACGAAAACCAAGAUCGAGCGAAGCUCGCGAAGGCGACACAGUUAUUAUUGAAUGCGAGGUUAUAGGUGACCCUAAACCUGAAGUUUACUGGCUUAGAGACUUUUUACGGCCCGACUAUUAUCGUGACGCAUCGCACUUUAAACGUGUCGGCGCUGGUCCCGAAUACCGGUUUGAGAUACCACACGCGAAGCUCGAUUACACUGGGACGUAUUCGGUUGUGGCCAGAAAUAUAUAUGGUGAAGCGAAAGCGAUUAUAUCCUUGCAAAUAUUGGCCAAAGACCCCACUUCUUCUGAAGAAACACACAACAUUAAAUAUGGACGGGUUGAGGUGAUUCCAUGUUUUGAAAAAGAGUUGACAGAUUUGCUGUCGCAUGAUGGCGAUGCUAUCGAGUUCGAGUGUCGAGUGACAGGAAACCCCGAGCCCGAUAUCAAGUGGUACCAUUACACCGACAUAAUACGCGACAAUUCUGACUUCGAAACGACUUAUGAGCUCGGCACGGCGCGGCUGAAGAUUAAACAGGUUGCGGCUGACGAUGAAGGCACCUACACCUGCGAAGCGUACAACAGCCUCGGCAAAGCCAAGUCCAGCGCUUGCCUAGUUGUUUAUCCUCCCGGUGAACCGAACACUUUAAGUCAGCGGUUGAGGCGCCCACCCGCGCUGUUGUCAACCACGUCCACGCCACGCUCCACGCCACGCAGUACACCCGCCAGAUCGCUCUCCAGAAACAGAACCCCUGGUCCAGACAUGCGCAGCCUCUGCAGCCCGGCUCGAGAAGUUGCCCCCAAAUUCUAUACGUACCCGUUUAACAAAGUUGCCGAAGAAGGGGACACUGUAGUUUUUCAAUGCGCUGUUAAAGGCCUCCCUGCACCUUGGACCACAUGGGAUAAAGAUGGCGUCGUGAUAACGCCAUCAUCUAGAAUUAAUAUUAAAGAAAAGGACGAGAUUUUAAGAAUUUUAGAAAUAGAAGAGGUUACGAGCGAAGACGUUGGUCUAUAUAGAGUGACAUUGGAAAAUGAUUAUGGAGAAGUAGGUACUCCCCACUUCCAAGACAAGACUGAUAGAGAAAAUUCUCCAAAAGGUCACCGAAGUCCGCCGGCUGCCGAAUCGAUUUCAUAUUUGAGAUAUAAGAAGGGGAAGAGCCGCCCCCGUAAGAGUAAUGUUUGUUUGUUUUAUUCUGUUUAUUUAUAUGAAUUUUACGUCACAAUGAUAUAUUUAAGUCGUUUGCACAUCUUCAACAGAUGUUUGAUUUUAUUAUUAGGACCACAGAGCAUAGAAAUAUUAAAAAAUAACAUGAAGAGAUAG